Messenger RNA from Conger conger (European conger), 2335 nucleotides. RefSeq names its product polymerase (DNA directed), alpha 2 (gene pola2). Gene Ontology annotation, molecular function: DNA binding. The transcript is spliced from 18 exons. Bases 327 to 2144 code for a protein of 605 amino acids. Gene Ontology annotation, biological process: DNA replication; DNA replication initiation. Gene Ontology annotation, cellular component: alpha DNA polymerase:primase complex. NCBI's taxonomy places the organism in Eukaryota, Metazoa, Chordata, Actinopteri, Anguilliformes, Congridae. The record is from RefSeq and is a predicted model, not a curated record.
CUGAGUACGCGGGAGUUUUUUUUUCUCGCGGCAAAAAGGAAAACACCGGCUUACCCUUCAGAAUGCUUGAAAAUUUACAAUGAAAAUGCUAUGAGUACGUAUUAUAUGUUAUUACACAUUGUUUGUGGAUAUUAGAGCAAAAUCAAAUAUCCACAUGUAACAUUCGCGAGGAGAAUUUUGAGAGGAACCGCUGCCCUCACUUGAAAAUAGUAAGAUUAGCAUGUGCACAACAGUUAGCUAGCUAGCCUGUGUAUUAUCAGACAUAGCUAAUUUAAGUGUUUAACGAGCUGCUUUAACCCAACGAAAGGGGAAAACAAACGAAAGCGAUGGCAUCGGUAGAUGUGGACAGUAUCAAGUCGGAACUUGAUAUGUUCGACAUCGCCUGCGAAGACGAGAUGGUCCUGGAGAAAAUGAUGGAGCAGUGCAUGUGUCACCGGCUGCAGAGCGAGGGCAUCGUGCUGGAGUGGGUCGCGUUUAGCACCACCAAGAACGGGCUAAAGCUGAGUCUCGACACGCUGGAGAGGUUUGAACACGAGGUGCUGAAUAAGAAAGUCAAGUCCAGGCCGAGCUUUUCCAAGAAGGAUGAGACCCUGAACAAGACCAGAGAUGUGAACUCUCUGCAUGACCUGAUCAAAGCUGAAGAGGAGGAGGAGGACCUGCUGGACUCCUACUCUACUCCUGCUAAGGGGUCCCAGAAGAGGGCCCUGACCACACCAGAACAUCCACGCUCCAAGAGGGGCACAUCUGUGAUGCCCAGCCCCCGGCAGCUCCUCUCUCCUGCCAGUUUCUCCCCCAGUGUGACCCCCUCUCAGAAGUACAGCGCUCGAGGGGCCCGGGGGGAGGUAGUGUCCACGUUCGGGAAGGUCCAGGGGGCCCAGUGGAGGGGUCAGAGGGCCAGGGGCCCCAUCAGGGCUGAGCUGCUGGAGGGCCCAGAGGAGUCGCUGGUCGGCAGCUACAAGUUCAUGUUCCAGAGGCUCCGAGACGUCCGCGAUGUGCUGGCUGAAAAGAUGGAAGAACUAGGGGAGGAGCUGAGGUUACAUUUCAACAUCGAGGAGUUCUCCCCUCUCUCACUACCGGCACAGGACAGCGUGACGGUGCUGGGGCAGGUGUGCUGUGACGGGAACGGGAAACUCAACGCCCAGUCUGUGCUCCUGGAGGCGGGGCAGGACCAGGGCGGGAGGCAGGUGCCUGUGGACCUAUCAGAGCUCACAGAGUUCUCCCUAUUCCCAGGACAGGUGGUCGUCAUGGAAGGGAUGAACACAUCUGGACGGAAGUUGAUGGCCUCUAAGCUGUAUGAGGGGAUACCUCUCCCGUUCUACGCUCCUGAUGAGCAGAGUGAUGAAAAGGUGGAAGAUGAUGAGCCUGUGAUGGUCAUGGUGGCCUGUGGACCGUACACUCCCUCUGACAGCCUGAGCUACGACCCUCUCAUCGACCUCAUCAGCCUCAUCGGCCGGGACCGCCCUGACGUCUGCAUCCUGCUUGGCCCCUUCGUGGAUGCCAAACACCAUCAGAUAGAGAAAUGUCAGCUGACAGAGACUUUUGAAGCGGUGUUCUCGAGAUGUGUGGACAGUAUUGUGGAAGGAACAAAGGGACUGGGCUGUCAGCUGGUGUUCGUGCCCUCCCUGAGAGACGUCCACCAUCACUUCAUUUACCCACAACCCCCCUUCACCCUGCCAGACCUGAGCAGAGAGGACUCAGAGCGCGUGUCUCUGGUGUCUGACCCCUGUACCCUUCUCAUCGGGGGCGUGACCUUUGGCCUGACCUCAACCGACAUAAUCUUCCACAUGGGGGCGGAGGAGAUCAGCAGCACAUCUGGUUCUGACCGGUUCACUCGCAUCGUAAAGCACAUGCUGACACAGAGAAGUUAUUACCCUCUGUACCCCCCGGCGGAGGAGGUGAACCUGGACUACGAGCGUUUCCAGAUGCACGGUCUGAUGCCCCUCACCCCCGACGUGCUCAUUGUGCCCUCUGAACUGCGCUACUUCAUUAAGGAUGUCAUUGGCUGUGUGUGUAUCAAUCCUGGCCGACUGACCAAAGGACAGGUGGGCGGGACCUACGGAAGGCUGCUUAUCCAGCGAGGGCCCUCAUUGGCUGAAGGAAAGAGACAAAAUCCAUGUGUUGCCGGUCAAGUGGUGAAAAUCUGAUUGUGGUUUUUUUUCCAGUUCUCAUCCCAGUGUACAGUUCUAGUUUAAAAUUACAGGAUUCCUCUUAUGACUCCAAUCUCUAAACCUCAGUGCUGUGUCUGUUUGUUUGUCCAUUUUGCGUUUUAAAUCCGACAGACAUCAGAUUUCUUAUUAAUUUCAAUCAUAUUUUUCCAAUAAAUUAUGUAUUCUCA